CCCACGGACAAGAUAUGUGCCAUCAAGAGGAAGGAGUUUCGGUGUGUUUGUGUCUCAGGGUGAUGGCGGAGUUUGAACAGCUUCCUGCUCACCUGACGGAGCAGCCACACCUCUUUUCCAUGGAGGACCUAUUGAGGGUGAAGAAGGGUCAGUUUAUGGCUGAGGCCAGAGCGCUGCUACACUCUGCUAUCGACCAUGUUGAAAACUGUAAGUUGUGUCUGGCCAGAGGUUUUAUCUGUGAGUUCUGCAGAGAAAGAGACAUCAUCUUUCCUUUUCAGUAUGACACAUGCAAGCGCUGUCCAGGUCCAAAGACCAACGCUGAUCUCAGUGAGCUAUUGUCCAGGUGA
Messenger RNA from Sander lucioperca (pikeperch), 347 nucleotides. Its product is annotated as protein associated with UVRAG as autophagy enhancer-like. Gene Ontology annotation, molecular function: phosphatidylinositol phosphate binding. Bases 15 to 347 code for a protein of 110 amino acids. The transcript has 3 exons. Gene Ontology annotation, biological process: autophagosome-endosome fusion; autophagosome maturation; autophagosome-lysosome fusion. NCBI's taxonomy places the organism in Eukaryota, Metazoa, Chordata, Actinopteri, Perciformes, Percidae. The record is from RefSeq and is a predicted model, not a curated record. Gene Ontology annotation, cellular component: intracellular membrane-bounded organelle; autophagosome membrane.